This is a messenger RNA of Podarcis muralis (Common wall lizard), 1357 nucleotides long. Its product is annotated as serine protease 57-like. The record is from RefSeq and is a predicted model, not a curated record. Gene Ontology annotation, biological process: proteolysis. Gene Ontology annotation, molecular function: serine-type endopeptidase activity. Lineage: Eukaryota; Metazoa; Chordata; Lepidosauria; Squamata; Lacertidae.
GCAUCCCUUUUAGUAGCACCUUAGAGACCAACGAAGUUUGUUAUAGGUAAGGUGCUACUGGAAGGAAUUUCUUUAGAUAUACCAGAGUAAUGGCUCCCAUCCUUUUUCGCCCGCCACUUCUGAGCCUGGACUCGCUCUUCCUCUUCAGGGGGCCUGGUGGAAAAUGUUUCCUAAUCCCCCCAGGAUGAGGAAACCACGCUGGCUUGAGUAACACCUUCCCGGAUCCUUCCUUUGCGCUGACGAGGAGGAAAGCGAACCACCGACCUCCACUGUUGGGUUAGGCGCUGGUUUUAAGCUCUGAGCUGCUUCCCUAAAGGAAGGCUGCACAAGGCUCCUUUCCCCCCCUUCUCCCGGUCGAAUCCUUUCGCCCAGAGAUCCCUCGAAUAACAGAUCCCGUUCCUUGAAGAUGGCAAAAGCCUUUCGCGCGUUCCUCCUGGCGAGAACGCCAAGGUUCUUCCUCAUCCUUCUCCAAACAGGUCUCUGGUUCUUCGCCCCAAGCGCUUCGGGGGGCUGGGUUAUCGGGGGCAAGGAAGUUGUGCCCCAUUCCCAGCCCUUCAUGGCCUCCAUCCAGGUGAACGGGGCGCACGUCUGCGGUGGGUUCUUGGUGCGCCGAAAGUGGGUCAUGACGGCGGCUCACUGCCUGAUGCCCAGGCGAUCGCCGUCUGUACGCAUUGUGCUGGGCGCCCACUCCCUCGCGGCCCCCGAGGCCUCGCAGCAGAUUUUCGGGGUGCAAGAAUCCAUCGCUCACCCGCUAUACAACUCUGGGACCGUGACGAACGACAUCCGCUUGCUCAAACUGAACGGCUCGGCCGUCUUCAAUCACGCCGUUCAACGUGUCAGGAUCCCGCGAGCCAACUCCGACCCCCGCCCGGGAGUCAUGUGCCACGUGACGGGCUGGGGGGACACCUCCAAUUAUGGGACGAUCCCCACCAUACUGAUGGAAGCCAACACAACCAUUGUCGACCGGAAAGCAUGCAACGUAUCGUGGGCUGGCCAAAUCCGCCGCUGCAUGAUCUGCGCCGCGAACACCGACCCCAGUCUCCGCGGAUUCUGCUCGGGCGACUCAGGCGGACCCCUGCUUUGCGGUUCCAGAGUCCACGGGAUCGUCUCUUUCAACGGACGCCGUUGCGGAGAUCGCCGGUUCCCGGACGUCUACACUCGCAUCUCCAAAUACAUCGCCUGGAUCCGUUACGUACUACAGACGUUUUGAAUUGGAGCAAGUUGUGCAUGUGUGUGUGUCUUUGGCGAAGGCCGUGUUGGGGAGAAUUUUCUGUCCUCCCCUCAGGAAGGAAGCGAUGGAGUUGGAAUCACAAUAGCUUUUUAAAAAAAUUAAAAAUAAACUCUCCAUUUUAUGAAA